This is a messenger RNA of Diaporthe batatas, 1607 nucleotides long. RefSeq lists its product as uncharacterized. Gene Ontology annotation, biological process: response to reactive oxygen species; hydrogen peroxide catabolic process; cellular response to oxidative stress. Gene Ontology annotation, molecular function: peroxidase activity; heme binding. The record is from RefSeq and is a predicted model, not a curated record. NCBI's taxonomy places the organism in Eukaryota, Fungi, Ascomycota, Sordariomycetes, Diaporthales, Diaporthaceae. The transcript is spliced from 2 exons. Bases 75 to 1151 code for a protein of 358 amino acids.
GGCUCGCCCGCUCUCCUUUCCACCACAUCACUGCCGCCAUCGCUGACCGUCCGUCCUCCUCACGCAUCAAACAGAUGGCUUCCACAUCCCGCCAACUCGCCCGCACGGCGCUGCGGGCCACAGCUCGAAGCACCUUCGCAACAGCAGGCCCGCGCACAUUCCGCCAGGGCGGUCGCCGCUUCUACUCCUCCGAAGCCCCCAAAUCCUCGUCCAACCCCCUCCUCUGGGCUGCCGGUGCCGCCGCAGCUGGUGGCGCCGGUUACUACUUCUGGACCCAGAACGGCGCCUCUGCCACGCCCAAGGUCUUCAACCCCACCAAGGACGACUACCAGAAGGUGUACAACGAGAUAGCCUCCAGGCUGGAGGAGAACGACCAGUACGACGACGGGUCUUACGGCCCAGUCCUCGUGCGUUUGGCCUGGCAUGCCAGCGGAACCUAUGACAAGGAGACCGGCACCGGCGGCAGCAACGGUGCUACCAUGAGGUUCGCUCCCGAGAGCGACCAUGGCGCGAAUGCUGGUCUGAAGCACGCCAGAGACUUCCUGCAGCCUGUGAAGGCCAAAUUCCCAUGGAUUACCUACUCUGAUCUCUGGAUCCUCGGUGGUGUCUGCGCCAUCCAGGAGAUGCUGGGCCCCAAGAUCCCCUACCGCCCCGGCCGUUCCGACAAGGACAUGGCCGCCUGCACUCCUGACGGCCGCCUGCCCGACGCAACCAAGACACAGGACCAUCUCCGCUCCAUCUUCUACCGCAUGGGUUUCAACGACCAGGAGAUCGUCGCCCUCUCCGGAGCACAUGCCCUCGGCCGCUGCCACACCGACCGCAGUGGUUUCGACGGGCCUUGGACCUUCUCCCCUACCGUCCUCACAAACGACUACUACAACUACCUGGUCAACACCAAGUGGGAGUACAAGAAGUGGGACGGCCCCAAGCAGUUUGUCGACAAGGAAACCAAGUCCAUCAUGAUGCUGCCCGCCGACAUGGCUCUCGUGCAGGACAAGAAGUUCAUGCAGUACGUGCAGAAGUACGCCAAGGACAACGACGCCUUCUUCAACGACUUCAGGGACGUCGUCGUCAAGCUGUUCGAGCUCGGCGUCCCGUUCGCCGAAGGUACCGAGAACCAGCGCUGGGAGUUCAAGACAUCGCAGGAGUAAGACAAAAGAACGGGUUUAGACCGGUAGAGCCAAUGCCCUUGGCAGGUUGCGUGCAAAAUGAUACAGUCACCUAGAUCUUAGAUUAGAGCGAAUGUCUUCUAGAUUGGAGCAGGGGCCACGCCGCAGGGAUGAUGGUUUUGGACACUGGACACUCUGUCGCUGUCCCUCGAUCUAGUGGCUCCGAGGUCCUUAGGGUACCUCAAUGUAUGAUAGGAAAAUGCAACGUUGAUUUCGCAGCAGCAUCAGGUAACGCCGCGUGUGUCGCUGAUCUUGGGAAAGUGAUCGUCGUGAGAUUUGGUCCCCAAGGUCGGUCAGUGCCCAAAGUCGGGACGAGCUGUCGUUUAAACAAGAAUGGAGGCUCAUCGGGGACCAGGCACGCUCCUCCAUCCUAUUGAAACGCGCCCUGUUGCAACGCAGUAGCGUAUACGGGGUACCGGGCCAGAGGUUGGCAUCCUC